Molecule: messenger RNA, 3157 nt
Organism: Girardinichthys multiradiatus
Lineage: Eukaryota; Metazoa; Chordata; Actinopteri; Cyprinodontiformes; Goodeidae
Product: gastrula zinc finger protein XlCGF57.1-like
Exons: 2
Coding region: 138-1814 (558 amino acids)
Biological process (GO): regulation of transcription by RNA polymerase II
Cellular component (GO): nucleus
Molecular function (GO): DNA-binding transcription factor activity, RNA polymerase II-specific; RNA polymerase II cis-regulatory region sequence-specific DNA binding
Source: RefSeq, a predicted model, not a curated record
CAGUAAUGCACCAAAUUGGUGUUUGCCAACAGCGAAGAAGGAGAAGAAGAAGAAAUUCUUCGCUGGGUUUGGAUCGAAGCUGAUCUCUAACCGCUCAGUAACUGUUAAAGGAUCAUUUAAAGAGAACAACAACAAAGAUGAGGAGACAGCAGCUCAAACGGUGGCAGAGUGCAGCAGUGGGAGAGAUUUCCCAAACGGCUGAAGAGGACAAAGAAGAUCAGCUGCGGAACAACAUCCUGGAGGCUGAUUUUAACCCCAAAGUUCUGCUGCACAGAUUAGAUGUUCAGCAGAUGCUGAUGGUUAAAGAAGAAGCUCCUGUAAACCACAGACCUUGUGCUGACCUACAUGACCUAAAGCCCUACCACAUAAAGAAGGAACAGGAGGAAGUCUACAUCAGUCUGGGUGGAGGGCAGCUCAAUGGGAAGGAGGAGAUUGAUGCCAUCAGGUUUUCAGCCAAUGCUACUCCCAUAAAGAGUGAGGAUGAUAAACAGUCUCCUCUGCUCUCACAGCUUUAUCAAGACAAAAUUAAAGGUGAAGAGCUUCCAGAAGAGAUGGACAGAGAAGAAUCCAUCAUGAUACAAGAUCACAGACAUGGUUCCAUUUCCUUAGAGACUAAGAAGGAUGAAGAUGACGUUGAUGUAGAGCACCCUGUCUCAGAGCUGAAACAUUGGAAGGAGAGCAGAGAUCCUGAAUCAGAUGGAAACAUCAACAAACCUUUUAGCUCGUCUGAGUUUGCAGAAAAGUUUGUUCAUGGUCGCUUUCUUCAAAAAGAAAUGAUUAAUUCAGAAAAGGGGUCUUUAGGCUCGCAGUAUAGUGAGAAAUGUGUCGUAGAUGAGAAAAAUGUGAAAUCACCAAGGAAAGUCCAGACAGGAGUGAAUUUUACCUGUGAAGACUGUGGUAAAACAUUUGCUAGAAAACAAAGUUUAAACACACAUAAAGUAAUCCACACUGGACAGAAACCUUUCUGUUGUGAUCUAUGUGGACAAAGAUUCACCCAAAAAGCACAUUUAAAAGAUCACAUGAGAACCCACACUGGACAGAAACCUUUCUGUUGUGAUCUGUGUGAAAAAAGAUUUACUAGAAAAGGAAAUUUAAACUCUCAUAUGAAAAUCCACACUGGGCAGAAACCUUUCUGUUGUAAUCUGUGUGGAAAUAGAUUUACUGGAAAAGGAAAUUUAAACUCUCAUAUGAGAAUCCACACUGGACAGAAACCUUUCUGUUGUGAUCUAUGUGGGAAAAGAUUUAGUGUCAAAGAAAGUUUAAACAAACAUGUGAUAAUACACACUGGACAGAAACCUUUCAGUUGUGAUCUGUGUGGACAAAGAUUUACCCAAAAAGCACAUUUAAAAGGUCACAUGACAAUCCACACUGGGCUGAAACCUUUCUGUUGUGAUCUGUGUGGAAAAAGAUUUAAUGGAAAAGGAAAUUUAAAGUCACAUAUUAGAAUCCACACUGGUCUGAAACCUUUCUGUUGUGAUCUGUGUGGGAAAAGAUUUACUGUAAAAGGAAGUUUAAACAAACAUAUGAUAAUCCACACUGGUCAGAAACCUUUCUGUUGUGAUCUAUGUGGAAAAAGAUUUUCUUUUAAAGGAGAUUUAAAUGCGCACGCUAGAAUCCACACUGGGCUAAAACCUUUCUGCUGUGAUCUAUGUGGAAAAUGUUUUACUGAAAAAAGAGGUUUUAACAGACACAUGACAAUCCACACUGGACAGAAACCUUUCUGUGGUGAUCUAUGUGGACAAAGAUUUAGCCGAAAACAACAUUUAAACAGACACAUGAAAACCCACACUGGAGGGAAAAUAACUGAGGUCUGAAUGCUCAAACUGGCCAGCUACAGUUGGCUGUAAAUUUCCUUGCUCUUUCAUUAAGAACAACAGUUUUCAUUUGUCAGUUUUAGCAUUUUUCUAAAGGUUAAUUUUUAUAUUUUAGUUUUAAAAUAUUUUAGCUUACAGAAUUGAUGUUUUUUAUAGCUUUCUUCACUGAAGACCGGUGUUCCAGUUUCAUUUCACUUGAAGGUGACAGUUGUUUGUAUAAUAGGUGACGCAGAAAAUCCUUCUAAGGCAACUGUUUGUCGUGCUCUCAGGAAUGUUACUGUACAGCAGAGGUGCCCAUGUUGUCGACUGCAAACAGUCAUUGAAGUCAAGUUGUCCUCCUUAGCAGAGUGGUGCAUGUCCCUAUCUGUCACACAGGACACCAGGGUUUAAUCCCCAACAGAUUGUAAUUCUGGUUUAUGUUAUUAGGCAUAAAUAACUUUGGUUUUGUUAAAAUUUACCUGAGCUUUUAAGACAGGUGCUACCAGCUCUCCCAAAGCCCCUCCACCGUUGGACGUUAGUUCUUUGUGACUUGGACAUUUAUAAGUAAAUUUGCAAUCAGCAAAGCAGUGGGAACUCUGUACAGUUUUGUGGUGUUCUCUAGUCACAGACCCACAAGACCAAUAAAAGAACUAUUCCAUAGAAUUUCAGGUUUCAGUGAAAGCAGUAAUUAAGUUCUGACAUUUUGCGACUUCAAGCAUCAUCUAUUCAUAUAUUUCUGGGUUUCCUGAAAUCGUUGGCAGUUACUUUCACUGCUCCUUUACUAAAUAAUGGAGAUUAUGUUUUAUUUGUUUUAUAUUGCAUGGCACAGUUUAUCAUCUGCUCAAAAAGCUUUUAUAUUGAUGCUGUCACCAAUGUCACCUGAUGAUGUCGCACCUCUAAUUUAAUUAAGCGGUAUAUGCCUUUUAUUCUCCUUUACUAUACAGCAUCUUUAAACUUUUUGUGACUCCUGUUUUUUCCUGAUAAGUUCUUUAUAGUGUUUAUUCUGGUAAUUUUCAAUGGUUUUAGUGAUGUAUGAAGCUGGAUGCUUUCAUUGCCUUCUGCUUUUUCUGACACACCCCAAGUUUCCCUAUUGUGGGACUAUAAAGGAUUUUCUAUCCUAUUCUGUAUUAAAUACAUUUAUUUAAUACCAAUGUAGUUGACAUACUGUAGCAGCCAAUUGCAGUUUUGUACUGUAAAGCGAAUAUAUGUUAUAAUAAUUUCUGAUUUACCAAUCGCUUAUCUAACUAAAGACUAUUGUCGUUUUAUUUCAUUAAGUCAUCUUUAUUGCCUGCAAGUUAAAAUACAGUAGUUUUUGUUCAAAUAAAUAAAAUCAUCCAUCUCUGUGGGCCCCUCACUCACAUUAA